Eimeria acervulina is the source of this 2004-nucleotide messenger RNA. RefSeq lists its product as hypothetical. Bases 1 to 2004 code for a protein of 667 amino acids. NCBI's taxonomy places the organism in Eukaryota, Apicomplexa, Conoidasida, Eucoccidiorida, Eimeriidae. The record is from RefSeq and is a predicted model, not a curated record. The transcript has a single exon.
AUGGGGUUUCCUGUGCUGCAUACGAAGGCAUCUCGCCGUACAGGUGUGAGUAAAUCUCUGCGGGGCUGUUUGAGGAGCGGUUUGCUGCUAUUGGUGCUGCUGCUGCUGCUGCAGGUUGCAGCAGCAGCAGGAGCAGCAGCAGAUGGGAGUGGUGGAGGAACGCAAGUAGUAGUUUCUGCAUAUGAUAGCGAACAAGAUGAAGAAGAGAUAAGCAACACAGCAGCAGCAGCAGGAGCAGCAGGAGGAGCAGGAGCAGGAGAUGCUGCAGCAGAGGAUAGCAGCAACCCUUCAUCACCUGCUGCUGCUGUUGCUGCUCGUGCUGCUGGAAAUACCGGCUUUGUUUACUUUGAAGACAGCACAGAUGAAGAUGCAAGCGAUGUAGAUGAUGAAUAUGAUAGCAGCGGAUCUAUAGAAGGAUCUAUUGAAGAAGUUGGUUGGAUGCACUCCUUUAACCCUGCACUUCUACGGCCUCAGGUGUCUAUGCAGGUCGUCUUAUGGUUAGUGUUAUCUGCUGCUAUUUAUCUUAUUAUGAGGGGUGCUUCUCGUGAGGAUGAGAAGCAAAAGAGCUUAGAUAUACAUAAAACUUUGCUCAAUAAUACAAAACGAAAGCUUGAGGCCGAUAAAGCAGCAGCAGCAGCACUAGAGAGAGAUAUUGCUGCAGCUGUUGAUAACAAAAAACAGCUACAGAAACGGCUGUCUGCAGCAGAAGAACGUCUACAAGUCCUCGUACAAGAUCUACAAACUGCAGCAGGAGCAUUAGAUCUUGAGGGUGGCUGCAGGCCUAGAAAGAUGCGCGCGCUGCAGCAGCAGCAGCAGCAGCAGCAGCAAACUAAAUCAGCAGCAACAACCAUCAUAGGGGUACCUACACAUGAUAAUACCUCUAAGGAGAUCAGCAAAAACUUGCAGCUGCUGCUGCUGCACCAGGGAGACCCUGAAUAUAAUGAAGAUGUGGCGAAGCGAUCCUUAGAAAGUCUGCUGCAGCAGAAGCAGCAGAUGCAGCAGCAGAUGCAGCAGCAGCAAAAACACCUACCUGCGCAGCAGCAGCUGCUGCCGCACAGCAAGUUUUUACAGGCAUUGUCUUGGUUUGAACAAACAGCAGCAGACUGGGGUAUAUACCCUGAUGAUGCUGCUGCUGCUGGAGGAGGUGCUGCUGCUGCUGCUGCAGAUGAGCGUACAAGAGAAAGAGCUGUUGCUCUGCUAGCUGCUACAGGUCUGAUGCUGGGGCGAUGGCUGCAGCUAGAGGGAGAAGUAAGUGCUGCAGGUGAAGUGCUGCAGCAGCUGCAGCAGCAGAGACGGCAGCAAGCAGCAGCAGUAAGCACUCGUGCAGAUAAGCUGCUGCAGGAGUUGAAGACAACUAGCCGAGCAACAAUUGGCUGGCAGCAGCAGCUACGCAGCUUCUUAUCUGAAGACACAGAAGAAGAGAGAAGGCUUACUGCUGUUGCAGAUAGUAUAGCAGCAACGCUGCAGCACCUCGUAAAUCUAUUUGCUCAUCGAGCAUGUCUUACCCCUUUACAGGAGCCUAUGGGUGCUGCUUCUUCUGCUGUUGCUGCUGCUGCUGCUGCUGCUGCUGCUGGAGAAGCAGCAGAUGGUCCUAGCGAAGCAGCAGAGAAAGUCUUGCUUGGGUUGCAGCGUGUCUGUGUCGCUAUUGUUCAAGAGACAGCUUCAUUUAAUGCGGCAGCAGAUGUUAUUAAAGAUGCUGAUAAGAAGCAAGAACGUCUGCAUGCAGCAAAUGAACGGCUUGUAGCCCGGCUUAUUGAAGUAACGGCUUUCUUAGGGAGGUUUAAGCAGGAGCACGUUGUUGCAGAGGUGCAGCAGCAGAUGAGUAGUAUUGCUGCUGCUGGGAGCAUUGAAAGACACCGUAUUCUUUCUAGCAUGCGUGAUCAGACAAGCACUUGGCUAAAGAAUGUUCAGAGAACAUUCAGCAGCAGCAACGGCAGCAGCACCAGCAGCAGCACCGGUCUUGCUUCUUCCUCCGCCUCCAGCUGGAUUGGCGGUGCUUCUUGA